Messenger RNA from Penaeus vannamei (Pacific white shrimp), 473 nucleotides. The record is from RefSeq and is a predicted model, not a curated record. Lineage: Eukaryota; Metazoa; Arthropoda; Malacostraca; Decapoda; Penaeidae.
CAAGCAGCUGAGCAGGUCAAGAACCUGCAGCAGCAGCCAACUGAUGACGAACUCAAGGAAAUCUAUUCUCUCUACAAGCAGGCAACAGUUGGUGAUAUUAACACAGAGAGGCCAGGCAUGUUGGACUUCAAAGGAAAGGCAAAGUGGGAUGCCUGGAGCAGUAAGAAGGGUAUGUCCAAGGAGGCAGCCAUGGAGGCGUACGUGGCAAAGGCUGAACAGCUGAUCAGUACCUAUGGCCUUAAGGCAUAAAUAUAUCAUUGUGUGUGACCAAUGCAUAUUUACAUUACAUCAGUAUUUUCUUUUUUUUUCUUUUUCUCAAAAUGAUUUUAAAGUAAUAUUGGUAUCACUCGCCUUCCUUUCCUUAAAUCUUUUCUGCUGUAGGGUUAUUUAAAAAAAAAACAUGUUCUAAUACUCAACAUGUUGUCUUAGUGAAUUUGUAUUUUGAUACCAGUGAAAAUAAAAAGGCAGAUCUA